This is a messenger RNA of Stylophora pistillata, 4735 nucleotides long. RefSeq lists its product as uncharacterized. The record is from RefSeq and is a predicted model, not a curated record. Gene Ontology annotation, molecular function: protein binding. Lineage: Eukaryota; Metazoa; Cnidaria; Anthozoa; Scleractinia; Pocilloporidae.
AGAACAAGGGAAUUGUUGGCUAUGGAAAAAUUCUUUUAAAAACACCGCAAAGAUUGGAAUUACAGGAAAGAGCAUCGGUCCCCAAAACGUCAGUUAGACAAGGAAUUUCAAAGCACUUAGGAGUCAAAUUUAAAAACAUGGAAAACAAGAUGAAGACGAUACUCGAGCUGUUGAAAGAGAGUAACAAGUUAUUUAAGUUAAUCAGGCACCAAUUUCCAGAAAAAGUUCAUGCUGUCAGGAUUCCACCUCGUCGUGGAUUUUAUCAGCGUAAAGAAGAUAAAGAAGUUAUGAAUACGCUGAGACGCCUUUGCAAAAAUGGUAAUUCCUCGCGCGUGAAGACCCUGAUUUUACAUGGGCCAGCAGGACACGGUAAAGUGCAUUGCGCAGCAAAUUUAAUGGAUCAACUUUACACUAAGCCUGCACGCUCGCGAUUCUUCUGGAACAAAGCAUGGAAUUAUCGAAACAGACCAACAAUCCUGUGGACAAUUAACGCAACCAAUAAAGCAAUGAUGCUCGAAAGUUUCUGUAGUCUUGCCAAAGAAAUCGGUUUGACUGAACAGGCCAAAGUUGCAGAUCAGGAACUACCACUUUUCAGCAGAACAUCAGAAGGAAGGCAAUACCACAUGAAUCUUCAAAAUCAAUGCCAAGAAAAUGCCUAUGACAAACCUUUGAAACAAAUUUACGAAGAAGUUAUGAAGACCUUGAGAUGCCAAGGUUCCUGGGUACUAUUGAUAGAGGGUGUCAAAGAAGAUAGGUUAAGUCACCAACAGUUUUGGCCGUCGCCAGGUGAUCCAAGCUUUGGAAAUGGUCUGAUCAUCAUGACUACUACAGAUUCCAAGUUAUUACAAGAGGAAGGAGAUGACUAUCCGUUGGCGAAGGUGUUCAUUGGUAAAAUGACGAAAGAAGAUGCAGUUAAAUUUCUUGCGAAAAAAAGUGGUAUUCCUUUAACUGUUGCUGAAUGCUUUGCAAAUCUGGCGCAUUGCAUUCCCCAGGAUAUAGCAAAGUUAGGAACUUUUAUGAGAGAAUACAAAGAAGAGACGAACAAAGAACUAACUUUUGGAAAUUUACCCGUACCACCAGAGGGUGUUACACUCCCUAAAUAUAUGAUGAUGAUGAUGGAGCUAACACGUGAAAAUCAAACGCAGCUAUUAAAAUUUUUGGCCUGCUGUUCAAGUGAGAACUACUUGCCCCUAGAAAUUCUAGAGAGAGGUAUUGCAGGUCCAUUGGAAGAAGCAAAUUUCGGAAAAUUUGUCGAUCUUACCGAGAGAGAGGAAAUCAAAGUGGUAACCAUUCAUCCUAGAAACCUUGCCAUGCUCAGAGAUAUACUCAGUGGACAAAGCCAAAGUGAUACUGAAAAAACAUGGACGUACAUAUUGAAGUUUCCCUUCCUGCAAAACAAACAAGUCAACAUAAACACUCCUACUUUGUCGUGUCUCGAUGUCUCUCACGUGAUAAAAUGCCUAAGCGAUGUGUGCAAAGAUGCUUUACAAAACAACAGGGAUAAAGACUUCAAAUUGCUACGCCUCGUUUUACCGCAUCUAAAGGAAGCCGUGAAGCUCAAAGACGAAUUAAAACUAGAAGGAGAAUUCGACCCCCUCGUCAUGGCUGAUGGACAUGCCUGUCUUGGAGAAGGUUUGCUCAUCUUUGGCAGGCCUAAAGAGGCAAUGGAGAACCUAAAUAUUGCACAAGAUCUCUUUAAGAACUACGAAGGCGAGGAGAAUGUGCAACUUGACCUGGCUAACGUGUGGCACUUUAUGGGAGAAGCCCAUAGCAACAGUCACCUCGCGAGCCCGUGGGAAGGAGAAAUAUACUUAGAAAUAGCCUUGCAAGAGAAAAAGCGGUUCUACGAAGGAGAGGAUAAUCCACAGAUUGGUUUGACUUUACGAAGUCUUGGAAAUGUAUUGAACGAACUGGGAAGACACACUAAAGCUAUUAACUUCAUCCAAAGAGCCCUGAAGAUUUACGACGGUAAAGAAAACUUCAAACAGGAGUAUGGUUUCACCCUAAGUGCAUUGGGAUCUUCAUAUCGUUACCUUGGAAGGUAUGCUGAGGCAGAAGACUACCUAAAGAAGGCUCUCAAAAUAUUUGAAUCCGUCGAAUCACCAAGUGAACUAAGGAUUGGCGUGACACUCAGCCGUUUGGCCUCUGUGCAAAGAAACCUGGACAAACUAGAUGAAAGCAUAGCUUCCCUGCAAAUGGCACUUAAAAAGUUUGGAUACAACAACAUUUACAGUGCUGUUAUCUUAUCAAAGCUGAGCGUGGUGUACCGCUACAAGGGAGAUUUUAAACGAAGUGUUCAGCUUGCUAAAAAGGCUAAAAAAAUUGCAAAUGAACAAUGUGGUACAAAAAGUCAUCCCGCUAGAGCUACAACAUUGCUGAAUCUAGGACAUGCACAAAGUGAUGUGGGAGAUGUAGACGAUGCAGUGAAUCAUCUUAGAGAGGCCUUAGCUAUAAACAAGGAAAUUCACGGUGUUAACCAUCGCAUUGUAGCUGCAAACUAUAAUUACUUGUCGUAUGGCUACCUACAGAUGGGAAUGGUUCAACAAGCCAAGAAAGAGCUACUAAACGCUACACGGGUUAUGAACAAUUACUCUCGCUCCCACCCAGAGGUAGCUAAUACUCUAAAGAGGCUUAGCAAGGUCUGCCUGAUACUCGGAGAAACCGUUAAAAGUGCAGAGUUAGCUAACCGAGCUCUUCAAAUCUACAAAGAAACGCACGGAGAUACUGUGGAACAUAGAGAGGUGCGAAGGGGUGCAGUUCGGGUGGCUUACGCUUGCUCUAAGCUUGGUUUGUGUGACAUGGCUGAGGAAUAUCUCAAAGAGGUAGAACUUGGUUUUCCCGCGCGCCAUGAAUUAAGGUUGCACCCCGAAUUUGCCGUACUUCUCAGGAAGAAAACCGAAAUUACUCUAGAUAGCUACGAAUUCCAGUGGCCUUUGAACGAGUUGAGCGUCCAAGAAAUACUUUCAAAAGCAAAUAAGGAUUUACUCCAAGCAGAAAGAAUCUUAAGCUAUACAUUUCGAUUUAAACGACAGAUCGCAUUGACAAAGAGGGAGAAAGCGCGGUUAAGCAUGCUAAUGGGCAAUUACAGCAACGCAUAUGACGACAUUCGUUCAGCUCUAGACACUCUCCCUCGGUAUUGCGAUUAUUUGAAAGCAGAUUUCUCAUUGAUAAGGAGUGAUGCUGAGAAAGGCCUAAAUCUGGUUAAUAAAUCAAAGGUGUCUUUGGAAACAGCUGAAAAUAUUUAUCGAAAUAUUUUUGGUGAUGACCAUCCGAUGGUUGCAAUUACUUUACAAAAGCAGUGUUCUCUAAGUUUAGAUCUCGCGCAUAAAAGUAACAAAGGCAAGAACGAAGCGCACAAAUAUUUUGAAGCAAGUCACCAAGCUUGUGAAGUCCUUAAAAGUAACUUGGAGCAACAGCUUACCGGUAUCCAAACAGAUUUUCUCAGAAACUACAGUUUUAACCAACACCCUAUUCUUAAACGACAGCAGUCACUUCAUAAAAGGUUAACGCGCAAUCAAGGUGCUUGGUGAGCUGACAAAGGACCAUCAAAGAAAAAAAAACAUAUCAACAGUUCACAACAGUGCACAGAGCCUGAAAACGUUUUUUUUCUUUACCAAUUUAUUUGAUGUGACGAAACUUCCGCUCUUUAUUUAAUUCGUCCAGGAAACGGCUGUUGGAGACAUUAACUCAUGUCACAUUGUGCCUCACAUCAUGCUCUUAUGUUCGAUAGUAAAGGGGAACCAGACUUAAUUUUAGGGGAAGCAGCAGGUUUCUUUCAAAUAGACUUACUCCUCUCGCGGAGUGACAAAAGAUUGGAUCACCUCAUAUCUUACUAACAGAUACCAGUUCGUUUCCCUGGGGCGCACUGGGUCAGAGCUGAACCUGUUUUUUGUGGUGUUCCUCAAGGCUCAGUCCUUACCCCAUUAUUGUUUCUCUUGUAUAUCAAUGAUAUUAGUAACUGCUCUAAAAUGCCAUAUUGUCAUUAUUUGCAGAUGAUGCCAAUCUGUUUUAUUAGCAUAAAAAUCUAAAAGUGCUUGAAUCCAUUUUGAAUGAUGAAUUAGUUAAUAUCCAUACCUGGUUGAGUGCUAACAAACUGUCACUCAAUAUUGAUAAAUCUAAUUCUGUCAUUUUUUUACUCGCCACAAAGAAAAUUGCCCUUUAAUGUGACACUUCCUUAACUGGCACAAACUUAAACCAAGAGUACCCAAUAAGGUAUCUAGGUCUCAUAAUAGAUUCUAACUUAUCACGGAAAAGCCAUGUAAACUACAUUGCUGGAAAGAUUAAGCGAAAUAUUGGUAUUCUUUCAUAACUGCGUUAAUAUGUGAAUUUAAACAUUCUGCUGAACCUAUAUUAUGCCCUGGUUUAUCCCUUCCUAACCUAUGGUUUAAUUUCUUGGGGUAACACCUAUUCUUCCACUAUUCCGCCUUUGUUCAUUUUACAAAAGAGAGCGAUUUGAAUCAUGACAUUUUCUAAAUUUCGUGACCAUUCUAGUGCAAUUUUUAAGCAUUUAAAUAUUGCCAAGCUGCCCGAUCUUGUCUUUCUUAAUAUUGCAGUCUUUAUGUACAAAUUUCACAAUAGACGUCUACCAUCUGUUUUUGAUACUUUCUUUACACAAGUCAACAAAAGACAUAACUACCAUACCAGAAGUUCCUUGAAUAUGUUCUACACUUUACCUUAAUGGCCUGCUCCCAGUUGGCUUGUUAGCUCAAUUGGUAGAGCGCUGCACUAGUAUCGC